AUGCAGAAAUACCUCUCUCGGUCGGUACGGACAGCGCAACUAGGUCAAUGCUGGAAUAACGCCGUCAGUGUUAGACGGUUUGCGACACAUGAGAACCAGACUCAGAUCCUCGGCGUGAACUAUGGCAAACAAAUCCAUAACCUUGAUGCGUUGAAGCAGGGCUCCAAACGACCCUUGACUCUGACCGAGAAACUGCUCUACAGCCACCUCAUAACAACCGACCGCGCCUGGUCGCUAGAAGCAAUAGAGCGAGGAGAGACAAUCUUGGGACUACGGCCAGAUCGCGUUGCUUGUCACGAUGCUACUGCAACCAUGGCCUUGUUGCAGUUUAUCAGCGCAGGGCUUCCAAGAGUUGCAGUACCAACAACGGUCCACAGUGACCACUUGAUUAUAUCAGAAAAGGGCGCAGAUGAGGACAUGCAACGGGCUCUUGGUGAGCACGCAGAAGUGUAUGACUUCUUGAGCAGCGCUUCUAAGAAGUAUGGGAUUGGGUUUUGGAAGCCGGGGUCGGGAAUCAUUCAUACAGUUAUUUUUGAGAAUUAUGCUCUGUAUGUUCUGGCUACUCUCGCCUGUGAUGACUCCUGGGAAAAAGCUGACUCCGUCUGUUCAGACCAGGCGGUUUAG
Molecule: messenger RNA, 624 nt
Organism: Aspergillus chevalieri
Lineage: Eukaryota; Fungi; Ascomycota; Eurotiomycetes; Eurotiales; Aspergillaceae
Exons: 2
Coding region: 1-624 (207 amino acids)
Biological process (GO): tricarboxylic acid cycle
Cellular component (GO): mitochondrion; cytosol
Molecular function (GO): 4 iron, 4 sulfur cluster binding; aconitate hydratase activity
Source: RefSeq, a predicted model, not a curated record